Dibothriocephalus latus is the source of this 534-nucleotide messenger RNA. The record is from the annotation of a GenBank genome assembly. NCBI's taxonomy places the organism in Eukaryota, Metazoa, Platyhelminthes, Cestoda, Diphyllobothriidea, Diphyllobothriidae.
AUGACAACCAUCGAGCGUCCCUUGUCGGCUGGCAGGGUAACGAUAUCCCUCAUCUUUCGGAUUCGCAUAAGUUAUCGGCCUUCUGCCUCGGAAAUCAUCGUCAAAGCAUAUGUUAAAAUUUUGCUGUCGACUACUAACAACGAGAAGAAGGAUCCGUCGGAAGUAGACUCACUAGACGAGCCGUAUGACUACGAUUCGAUUAUGCACUACGGCCAGUGGGCCAUGCACAAUUUCGCAAUGACUGAACAGAUAAGGUCUGAGAACCCGAACGCCAAAAUUGGGCAGAGGAAGAAGCUCAGUGAGGGUGAUAUCAAACAGACGAACAAGCUCUACAGCUGCCCUUAGUUACUUCUGGUUAAUGCGAGCGUCUGCAAGUGGAGGAUCGCAGCACGAAUUAGUGAUCACAUCUCUUUAAAUUUCACUCGAUUCCAUUUGCGUCCCACUGAUAGACAGUAUCUGGUCGAGGGUUUCCAAACGUGCGCGGCCGGAUAUGUGGAGGUGUAUGAUGGAUACGAGGGCAACUCAGAACUACUU